Messenger RNA from Gloeophyllum trabeum ATCC 11539, 1467 nucleotides. Its product is annotated as branched chain amino acid aminotransferase. The transcript is spliced from 10 exons. Bases 74 to 1339 code for a protein of 421 amino acids. Gene Ontology annotation, cellular component: mitochondrion. Gene Ontology annotation, molecular function: branched-chain-amino-acid:2-oxoglutarate transaminase activity. Gene Ontology annotation, biological process: L-leucine biosynthetic process; L-valine biosynthetic process. NCBI's taxonomy places the organism in Eukaryota, Fungi, Basidiomycota, Agaricomycetes, Gloeophyllales, Gloeophyllaceae. The record is from RefSeq and is a predicted model, not a curated record.
CCUGGCACUUUCGCAUCUCCGACCUCACUAAAGAGUGUGCCCGGUCUUGACUCAGAUCUGGUCUCUGACCACCAUGUCGUUCAGGAUGAGAUGCAUGCCCUCUGGGUCGCUCCCUAACCGACUGAAGGUUGGCCGGUAUGCGGGAUUUACGCUGCGGUGGAACUCGACUGUUACCCGGGAUCCUAUGACUGGGGAGUUCACUGCUCUGCCGGAUAUUGAGCCUGCCAGACUGCAAGUCCAAAAGACUGACUCCCCGCGCCCCCCUCCCCCUGCUUCUAAUCUCGUCUUCGGGCAUACAUUUACUGACCAUAUGCUGACUAUCUCAUGGUCCGCUCGAACGGGUUGGGAUACCCCCAAAAUCGUCCCUUACGGACCCCUUAGUCUGUACCCCAGCACGAGCGUCUUUCACUAUGCUCAGACCAUCUUUGAGGGCAUGAAGGCGUACCGGGACGAAAAGGGUAAAGUGACCCUCUUCAGACCUGAUAUGAACAUGAAGCGCAUGAACAGCAGUGCACAGCGCGUGGCCCUCCCCACCUUCAACGGAGACGCGUUAUUGCAUCUGAUCAAGGAGCUUAUUCGCUUGGACAAGCACUGGAUUCCCCAGCAGAAAGGAUACAGUCUAUAUGUUCGGCCUACCAUGAUUGCCACUGAAGCUGCCAUCGGGAUCCACCCACCGGCAGACGCAUUACUCUUUGUUAUCUGCAGUCCUGUAGGGCCAUAUUAUCCUAGAGGUUUCAAACCUGUUGGUCUGUAUGGGACAACUGAGUAUGUGCGGGCCGCUCCCGGAGGUACUGGUGCAUAUAAACUUGGAGCCAACUACGCCCCUUGUGUGGUAGCGCAGAAAGAAGCUGCUAAGCUGGGCUACGAGCAAAAUCUAUGGUUAUACGGCCCUGAACACAACCUCACGGAAGUCGGAACUAUGAACUUAUUUGUUGUGUUCAAGACUGAGGAUGGGUCCGCGGAACUCGUCACUCCUCCCCUGGAUGGCAUGAUCUUGCCGGGAGUAACCAGGGAUUCAGUACUUGCGCUAGCAAAGGAUCACGCUUCUGGAAAGUACAAGAUCCCGGGUUUGUCCGACAAGUUGGUGGUCUCCGAGCGGCCCGUCACGAUGAAGGAGGUCAAGCAAGCCUCGCAAGACGGCCGGCUGGUUGAACUAUUCGGAACUGGAACGGCGGCUGUCAUCAGCCCGGUUGACAGAAUCGGUUACAUGGGAGAAGACGUGCUUAUCCCUACAGGUCCGGAUGGUAUGGGCCCCGUCUCGAAGCCUAUCUGGCAGGAGCUUGUUGGUAGACAAAUGGGCUCUAUACCUAGUGAAUGGAGCGUGCUUGUAACAGAGUAGUCAUUUCUACGUUUCGUCCUGUUUGGAUUAUCAGAGGAUGGUGUACGUCAGUGGUUAUUCCUCAGGACAACUUUGGCAACAGUAGUAUUUCUACCCAGCGCAGGUGAGGUCGGAAGAGUAACAAUCAU